This is a messenger RNA of Aureobasidium pullulans EXF-150, 1225 nucleotides long. RefSeq lists its product as uncharacterized. The coding region runs from base 1 to 759 and encodes 252 amino acids. The record is from RefSeq and is a predicted model, not a curated record. The transcript is spliced from 2 exons. Lineage: Eukaryota; Fungi; Ascomycota; Dothideomycetes; Dothideales; Saccotheciaceae.
AUGGCGAACACUAGACCCCCAGACCUCGCGACGUGCGAGAUGCUCCGUAAACUCAUGAAAUCUGCUCGAGACGAUCACCUUACCGACCCCCAGAUACACUUCCUGAGCGGAACCGUCACUUCUGCCAACGUUGAGCACAACAUCAAAACGCUUCACAAGGUCAACAAAGCCAACAAAGACAAAACCAACAAAGACAAAGCCAACAAAGACAACGCUCAGCCAAGGAACCCACGCCCUACUGUCGCUCAACAUGGUUCGGCGAUCAAACGUCAAGAACAUUCCGCUCUAUACAAGCACACGUUACCAGUCCCCGCUGAGGAAGGAGCUGUGAUCUGUGCAGACACAUUCGAACGACUGAAUGCUGAAGAUAUCAGAGCACUCCACAAACUCAUCAACGUCUGCCCAUUCCAUCUGGCUUCUCAACCGUGUGUCCACGCAAAGGAAUGCUAUCUCCUACGCAUCUGUUAUAACGACGGUUGCACAUACGGUGAUCGGUGCAGGGGCUCACACGACUUCAAAACUACCUGCCAAUCGGUCCUGGAGAGCAAACAAUGCAACCACGAAGCUGAGCACGGAACCAAGUGCCCGAAAAACCACGAUUACAAAGCUCGCCUCUUCAUGAGUGCAAUGCGCAAACCCCACGAGCUUGGCUUCUAUAGUGCGAAAGUCCAGACUCUUGCUUUUGCACUCGGGUCUGCCGAGCAGAUGGAAACUAGGUCCGAGGUCACGAUAAUCAACGGGAAUGUCCAGGACUUCUAGGAAAAGUUCCGUCAGCAGAUGCAAGAGAGGCUUCUGGAUAUAUCGGAGGCUGCGGAGGCUGCGGUCGACAAUGGCGAUUUAACGGAUCCAAAUGAUGUCGAUGACAGUGGCGUGGAUCUCGAGGAGCUUUCUCUUGACUCAUAAGUAUGACUGAGAUGGUUGAAUGAUGGGGUGAUCAACUCCUCAUAUAUGAUCGAGACGAGGCUACUCCGCGCUGUCAUUACUACCCAAAUAGCUCUCCCUUCACUCUUUUAUGCACAACAGCACUUCUAAUACACAUUCUUGUCACCAUACCUCUUGAUGACUGCUUGUUCCGGCCAUUGAAUUCAUGUUGUCAGAAAUAUCACCAUGAUAGAGUAUCUUAUCUGAUUCGCUGUGAGUCAUCAAAGCUCUCCCCACCUUUCCACCAACCACACCUCCGCUCAAGUAUUCACAUCAAUCAUGAUCUCCAUUCUUUGAUCCUACC